GUCGGCCAACUCAUUCAUAGACCAUGGUGGCGAUUUAUUUAGUGUCGCUGCUGUUGCAGCAAUCGCUGUGCACUGCACUAUUGCAGCUGCAAAAAACGCGAGCGCCCACGGCUACGCGCAGCGCAUAUACGCACGUAACUCAACUAGCUUCCGCGUGCGCCGCAUGGCGGGCAGCACAUGUCCGAGCAUUAUAUUCUCAUAGUCGUCUGGAUAAAAAUCGACGACGAGUGGAUCCUAAUCUUUUACUGGAUCUGUCUCACUCAUUGGCAUAUUUUUGUCAAGGACGCCGCGGCAAUCGGCCUCAAUUUUUUGCCAGUUUCGGUGUGCACCGUCGGCGAGCGCCACCUCUAUCCCUUGAUCGACAAGGUCACUGGUGUGCGCGUGCCCGACGUCAUCCACAGUGAAGCUGCUGGUGGCGACGCGGCGCCCGCGGUCGUCUGCGGCGGCUUUUGUGACUGGGACCCGUCGGAUUUGCUCGAAGCUCGCCGAAACUUUAAGAAGAUAAUGUGGAAGCCAUGCGCCAUGGGCUCCUUAUUACUCAUGGUGGUCAUUUCCACAUAUGAGCAAAAUUGUUAGCUAUCAGCGUCUAGAAUUACCUCUCUUUCACCACUACACCAUCGAGACGAGAGGUGCCACCGCUGCCGACGGACUGGAUCGUCGCGUUGUCGUCGUGGCGUCUGCCGAGGCCUCGACGAGUGCUGGACGCCCUCGAAGAGCGCGACGCCAUCGACGCGACUUACUACCUUAAUUCACUCGUUUUCCGCGCAGAUCUGCGGCCUCUCGCGGGUGGCGCGACGCAGUUCGCCGCGAGCUCUGCGAAGGCGUCGUGUUACGUGGAGCUGGCCCCAGGCUACGACCGGAACGUCGAGAAAGGCGAGAACGACGGUAAUGUUCGCCGCGAUCUCGCCGACGUUCUGCAACCUCUGCCUCCUGUGCUGGGCCCGUGCGAGCGCAUCCAACGCGCUAUAGAUCAUCAGGCAGGUCUCCACACGCCGGGCGACUCCGUCGAGGCGAAGGUCGUCACCACUGGUCGCGAAAUCAAGUGGAACCGCGACCCCUCGAUCGAGCGUGCGGACGAAGUCAACGCGCUUGUCGCGACGCGCCUGUCGCGGCUCGCCUCCGAGAAGCCCCGAACCAUUAUUUUGGCGGCUCCGGUGCUCAAAUAUGCGGCCGAUACUCAUCUCCUACUCGCUCUCGGCGGCAAGACGAAGUAUGACGACUUCGCCAUUGUCGACGAGAAGCCCAAAUGGGGCAAGCUCGGCCCUGGUGGUGUCCAUCAGGUCGCCGUGAGGACCCGGUCCGUGACUCAGCGUGAUUUCCGAACGUUUCCGAACUUCCAAGUCGCGUCGACGCCGUCUUCAUGAUCACGAGAGAGUCCACGCGUCUCGUGAAUGAAUUGCGUCAGUGCCUCGACGGCGUCGUUCAACACAGGUCGGGCCCGGACUCUGCCCCUACCUAUACUUACACGCUCCACAUGUACCAGAAAAAUAAGCAAUGGAGUCCAUCUACGACGCCCAACAAAGCACUCUCAAUCACUUUUGAUUUACUGGUGAAAUUGCUCGAAUGCGGCCAUUUACCGGAAGGCGAGCCGCCGCGUCCUACUAAGCAAGACGUCUUGGGGAACUCUAGAGGUACGCCGAAGGCGCCUCGAUGGCGCGUCGAAACGUGGCCAUCUCACAAUGAAGUGGGUGGUUUCUUUUUUCGAUUUUACGGCUCCGUGACGCUCUCGACCUAACACACAGGUACUAUUGUAGAAGUCGCCUCUCCCGAGGAAAUAGGACCUGCGGUCCUGAAAGUCGUCAAGGCGUCCAACGCAGUGCGCGAACGCUACGGGUUCCGGGAGCUGACGCCCACGACGCUCGCGCACGAGUACUCGCUCUGCCGCAGCGACAAGCGCGACAAGUCUUCUCUUGCAGUUUUGCAUCUUCUGCAAUUACCAGAAUUAACUGAAUUAGUUCCACUGGGCUAUGGUCAGUCUGAAUUGAAACACCCCAUCUCGUUUGAAGUUGACGAUAUUUAUGUGCCGGCGUCGGUGGUACACGUCACGUACCUUAUGGCACCUAAAUCACACUGCGCUGUCACAUGCUUCAUCGAUUCAACGGUGGUGGAACCGCCCCUUUUCGAACAUUCUGCCGGUCUUAUUGCCCGCAUCAAGCUACAUGAGGACUCGAAGCCGUUUCAUUCCAAAACCAUGGGCGGGGGCAAGCCCUUUAGUAUUACAAUCAAGGAAGAGGGCAAGGCUGAUGUUGUUCUACAAGCCACAGGACUGACUGAUGGUGUUAGGUUAUUGGGAGAGAAGGGCAUUACUGUACAUGAAAAGCGCAUCCGCAAUCGUUUGUCUGGGGCAACUAAGUCAGACCUUGUCAAAGAUGGCAAAACUUGUCAAUUUGCCUAUACCAAAGUUACUCUUCCGAAAAAGGAAGAGCUAGAACAGGACAUGUAUUUAGUGCUACCUUUCAAUAAUGAGAAAAUUUUGGAGGCGUUGGGUAAAGGUUUUGGACUUGCUUGUGCGUUUAGAUAUGCUUUCUUGGAUCUCAAAGCCUUCCGUGCGGACCCGCUGAGAUUCUUCCGCGACAUGGGUGACGACGGUAUUUUGAGUGACGAAGAGAAGUUGAUCGUGGCCCGUGGCAUCGUUACAAAGAAAGAGUUGAAGGACAAGCUGCUCCCGUACCUCACGGGCUACAAGACGCGCAUAGACGCGCAGUGCGACGAGUUCCUGCCGUCGGAGAACUUCAUCAACGCCCACGUCGCGUCGACGCGAUUUCAUGAAGAUGCGGCCGCGCUCUUAAAUAAGGUCGAGGCCGAGAUGAAGUGGUUGUAUGAUGCGGUCGACGCAUACGACGACGCCUACGCGGCGGCGCAGGCCGUCGCUGCGGCGCAGCGCGCGGCCGCCAAGGCUGCCAAGGCGUCGCCGAAGAAGUCGGGCCGCAAGCGCAAGGCUACUGUUCCCAAAAAGACCUUCGUUAAUAGUGAUGAUGCGUCCGACGACGAGGUUAUGCCCGUGGCCCGGCCGCUACCUGAUGACAAUGGUCCUCAAUCCUUCGAGCAGUUCGACCGCGUGGAAGCUUUAUACCGCCCGGAAAACAAGUGGUAUCCGGCGACGGUUUGUUCCCAGAACGACGACGGGACCUAUAAUGUCGAAUACGACGACGGCUAUUUUGAGGACCUUCCCGUGAAUCUGCUGCGUGUAAAGCGCCGCAAGGUCGCCGCGCCGCCGACCGCGACCGCUUAUCAAAUCGGCGACCGCGUCAAGGCGAGAUACAUGGGUGGCAACUGGUUCCCGGGCAAGGUCAAAACGUGCCACAAGGAGGGCACGUACGCUAUCAAGUUCGACGACGGCGACGUGGAUGACCUAGUCCUCCCUUGUGACAUCCGCCGCGCGCCGUGACCAAUUGGAGCGCUACCAGACAUGUUGGAUUACCAGUGUACUGGGCACGCCUUACAAUGACUACAGCGACCGCCACAUUUGACUGAGCCCCAUAGUUGGCGGUAGUACGAGUAAGAAUAUAUAUCACCA
Pelagomonas calceolata is the source of this 3517-nucleotide messenger RNA. The record is from the annotation of a GenBank genome assembly. Lineage: Eukaryota; Pelagophyceae; Pelagomonadales; Pelagomonadaceae.